Molecule: messenger RNA, 3559 nt
Organism: Lutra lutra (Eurasian river otter)
Lineage: Eukaryota; Metazoa; Chordata; Mammalia; Carnivora; Mustelidae
Gene: ZC3H10
Product: zinc finger CCCH-type containing 10
Exons: 3
Coding region: 657-1964 (435 amino acids)
Molecular function (GO): metal ion binding
Source: RefSeq, a predicted model, not a curated record
CCAGGACGGAGCUGUUUCUUUCUCACGCCCCAGGGCCGAACCCUUUUUCUGACUGACCCUGCUUCGCGAGCAAACGCCAGCUUCGUGACGUCACAGCCCUGCCCAUCCCCGCAGCUUGAUGUCACCUGGAGUCCCCCCUUCCCGCUUCACUUGUGCUUCCUUAAUGUCUUCUUCCUCUGGUUCACGGCUGAGCGCCGGUCGCACUGCACAGAACCUGGCAAACUAGAAGACUUGCUGUGGGAAACUCCUAGGACUUUACCCCCAAACUCUGGGGUGUUGCGAAGCGUCAUAAUCACCGCCUCCAAGUCUAAUCAGCCAUCCCACUGCACUGUCAGUUGCUGCCCUUGCAUGGCUCCCCAUUCGUAGUCAAUUAACCUCAACCCUAGGCCGGGCUCUGAUCCCCACAUCUUCCUUCAUCUUGAGGCAGGGCACCUCUCACGUUUUGUUCACCCAGGGCUGGUUUUCCAACCCAUUCUCCUAGGCUCUCCAGAUUAGUUCUGUCUUACUCUUCUUACUGACAACUUCUCCCUUUGACAGAACCCAGCAGUGAUGUGGAGGUGGAGAACCACAGGAGCCCCGGACUUCACCUGAGCUACCUCAGUGGUCACCAAGGGUGGCAAGAAAAAGAAGAAAGCCCUGAGUUGGGGGGGACCAGGAUGCCUGACCGGGACAGCUAUGCCAACGGCACUGGGAGCAGCAGUGGAGGCCCUGGAGGCGGUGGCAGUGAGGAGGCCAGUGGGGCAGGGGCAGGCAGUGGCGGGGCCAGCUCAGAUGCCAUCUGUAGAGACUUCCUAAGGAAUGUGUGCAAGCGAGGCAAGCGUUGCCGCUAUCGUCAUCCAGACAUGAGUGAGGUAUCCAACUUGGGGGUGAGCAAAAAUGAGUUCAUCUUCUGCCAUGACUUCCAGAACAAGGAGUGUAGCCGCCCAAACUGCCGAUUCAUCCAUGGCUCCAAGGAGGAUGAGGAUGGUUAUAAGAAGACAGGAGAGCUUCCCCCUCGGCUGAGGCAGAAAGUGGCAGCCGGCCUAGGCCUUUCACCGGCUGACCUGCCCAAUGGCAAGGAGGAGGUCCCUAUCUGCCGUGACUUUCUCAAGGGUGACUGCCAGAGAGGAGCCAAGUGCAAGUUCCGCCACCUGCAACGGGAUUUUGAGUUUGACGCUCGGGGUGGAGGAGGCAGCGGUGGCGGUGGCUCAGCAGGCCCAGUACCCCCAGGACGACGUCAUGACCUCUAUGAUAUCUACGACCUCCCUGACAGGGGCUUUGAGGACCACGAGCCAGGCCCCAAGCGCCGGCGAGGUGGAUGUUGCCCCCCAGAUGGCCCCCAUUUUGAAUCCUAUGAAUAUAGUCUGGCUGCACCGAGAGGCGUGGAGUGCAGGCUGCUGGAGGAGGAGAAUGCCAUGCUCAGGAAGCGGGUGGAGGAACUAAAGAAGCAGGUCAGCAACCUGCUGGCCACCAAUGAGGUACUGCUGGAACAAAAUGCCCAGUUCCGCAAUCAGGCCAAGGUCAUGACCCUGAGCUCUACUGCACCAGCGACGGAGCAGACUCUGGCCCCCACCGUGGGCACUGUCGCCACUUUUAACCAUGGCAUUGCCCAGACUCACACUACUCUCAGCAGCCAGGCUCUACAGCCUCGCCCUGUAUCCCAGCAAGAACUGGUGGCCCCCACUGGAGCUCCAGCUGCUCCCCCAACUAAUGCUGCACCUCCUGCUGCUCCACCACCCCCACCCCCACACUUGAACCCAGAGAUCACGCCAUUGUCAGCUGCUCUGGCUCAAACAAUUGCCCAGGGGAUGGCACCCCCACCUGUCUCCAUGGCUCCCGUGGCUGUAUCUGUGGCUCCUGUGGCCCCUGUGGCUGUAUCGAUGGCCCAGCCCUUGGCAGGAAUCACGAUGAGCCACACCACCACUCCCAUGGUGACUUACCCCAUCGCUUCCCAGAGCAUGCGUAUCACAGCCAUGCCACACUGAGGGGGCUAAUGGACACUCCCGGGGUAUAGCCUCCCAGGGCUGGGGUCGAGGGGCCCUCACCCGCUCGCCUAGCCCUCCCAGGCCCUGUCUGAAGGGCUCACUCAAGAACUAGGACGAGAGACUACAAGGAGUUUGCUUUUGAGAAGGGAUUGGGCUGGUCUGUUUUCUCUCACCUCUCUUUUAUGAGGGUCCUCUUGUCCAUCUUCCUUCAAGCCUCACAGAGGGGGGCUUGCAAAAGAGUGCAGACUGAAGCCAGCAGAGAGGAAGGACUGACCGAGGGGCUGUAUGUCCCCUGAUGGGAAGAUGGGGACAUCCUGGUCUUGUCCUCUCUUCUGCAUAGCGCAGGUUCCAGCACUGGCUUUGUAAGAAAAAAAAAAAAAAAUACCCUGCCUAGAGGGAAAGCCAGGAAAGAUUGGGAAGCAGGUGGCCAGGAGAGAAGGCCUGAUCAGAGCCUUUAGACAAUUGGGGGCCUAGCGGAGUUGGACAAUACAGGAACUGUUCCUGGGCCCAUGGGAAGGUGGGGACCAUAGUACUCCAGCCCAAAGACAAGGGGAGCUUUUCUUACCUUGGCUUGGCCUGGAAAUCCAUAGGGCAGGGCCCACCACUUUCCAAAGAAAUAAAAAAAGAAUUAUUUUUAACAAAUGGAGGCAGUGAAAACUUGCUUAGAUAUUCUGUAUGGAAGAUAGGAGCAGUAAAUAGAUCUCAUGCCAAAAUGGGAUAAAGACCCCCUACCCUCACAUAGUUCGGGUAAGGUUGGGCUGAGGCCAGGUGAAGGGUAGAGACCCAGAAUAAGACCAAAUGGGGCUUUGUGGGGUAAAAACACUGGAGCCACCCAGUCUAGUUUAAAAAUAGUCCCAUCUGUUUCUGGUUUCUAUCUGCAUGUACUACUCCCAGGAUACCUUAGUAACCAGGGCUCCUGGGGUCAUUUAGGGGGGCAGGUACUAAGGAGGGGUGGCUGUGCUGGGAAAUGGCAAUGGGCUAUGUAUUGACAGAUCCUUCCCUUAUUCAAACAGUAGGGCAGGUGGCAGUUGCUCUCUGAGUUGUUGAUGGCAGUUAAUAUCCCCCAUCCCUUCCUCAGUUACAAUGCCUUAAGCCUUCAAGGCUUGGGAGGUGCUAGGAAAAGGAAAGUUCUUCUGGGGACACGAGCCUCGGUGUUCAUCUCUUCCCGCUGCUUCCAAAAAGAACCACAGAGGUUUUAAAUCCAUUUUUAAGAGUCGGUAAGGCCAGGGACCCCCAUAGCCAAUCCUCAGUUCCUCCUCAGCUCAUGGUUGAUGUAGGGGAAACAACUCAGGUGUCUGACGGGACAGUGGAUUUGGGGUAGAGAAAGUGAUCCUGAGUUGUGCUUCCCCCAUCGUAUCUCCUGCUACCUCUUGCUUUCUUGUCUGGUUGAUCACUCAGGUUACACCUGGGGUUGGAGAUGGUGGGCUAAGUCAAGGUUCGUCAUAAAAAAAGAAAAAAGAAAUGGCCUAAAGACUAAAAGUAGUCAAAUACUGAAAUACUGUUUGUGGACUUUAGAAACCACACGUUGAUAAGCUUAAUGUUGAUUUUUUUUUUUGGCACAAUUCUGGAUUAUUAAAAGAGAUGGUUUAUAAACA